CUUCGACAAGCAGCUGCUUUUACCAAACCCCUGCAACUUUUCAGAGAGAACGAGAAAGAGAGAGAGAGAGAGAGAGAUCAUCCAUGGGAACACCCUACUUUCUUCAGGUUCACCUUCACCAGAACUCGUUUCCUUCCUCUUCAUCUCCCCUUCCCGGAUUCUCCUUCUCCCGAUCUUCGAAAUCGAUCGUCGUUUUCGUGUCCUCGCCACCACUCUAAGCUUUCUGAUUCACAGUUUCUUCUUCUUCUCCUCUUCUGAAUCAUUUGUUCUGCGACCACCUAAAACGCAAAUUCUGAGAUGCCCAUUUCGUCUACGUCAUGCUUCAGCUGAUUCCCGCAGUCAAAAUCGCAUCUUGGUGUUUUGCGGCGCUCUCGAGCUUCUACAACUGUUUCCACGUCUUCGUCUCCGAUCGCUCCGCGGAUCUUCGUAACUUUCCCCUCACUGGGCUCUUCUCCGCUUUCUCCAAUCCCAACUUCUUCUUCGUCAGGAUUAUUUGAUCUCCCCCAAAGCUGCAAACUUUACAUAAGACUUCAAAGAUUUAGAGCAUUAGAGAGCGUUUAAAGAGUCUGCUUUUAGCGUUUCCACGGCACAUAAGGUUUAGGGUUAAUUGGUUUUAGAGGUUAUCAUUGGUAUAUAUGAAGAUUAUUUAACAACUGUCUUAAAGAAGGGUUGGGAGAAAUUGAGAAAAUGUGCGAGGAUGAUCAUCAUUUUGUGGAGUGGAAAGAGCAUUUUGUCUCACAGGAGCGAGGGAACCGUGUUGUUCAUUACUUCCUCAAGGACUCUUCCGGUGAAUCCAUCUUAGCUGUGGUUGGAACUGAGAGAAGUGUUAGACACAUGUUCUAUGUCGUCUCUGAGGAUUUUGUGCGUGCAUAUGGUUCCGAGAAUUCGAUCGAUUCCGGUUUCAAAUGGAGGUCCAGAAGAGAAGUUGUGGACUGGCUCACUUCGAUGCUGUCUAAACAAAACACACAAGGGAACUGGUCGAAGUCACCAAAAUGUGAUUCGGGGGAAUCUAAUGGAUCUCCUGAAUUUCCAGGCUAUGGAUUUGCUGCUCAGCGAGCUCAAGCAACUGAAGAGGCCCGGUUUCCCAUAAACUUGAGGGUUCACAAUUGGGAGAUUAUGUGGUCAGGAACGUCCUGGAUGUGUGGUAAACAGCUCAAACAUUACCCAUCAUUCUGUAGGAAUGGGAUAACUAUAGGGGUUCAAUCUUUUGUCUUUGUGAUGAGCAAAGCGGACGACCUGUACGUUGCGUAUCUGGAAGAUAUGUACGAGGACAAGCGUGGCCUAAAAAAGGUCAGAGUGAGGUGGUUCCAUCACACAAAAGAAGUGAAGGGUGCAGUUUCUCUCAAAAACCCACACCCAAAAGAGGUUUUCAUCACCCCUCACUCUCAGGUCAUCAGUGCAGAGUGUGUCGAUGGUCCCGCCACUGUUUUGACCCGUGAGCAUUACGAGGAGUGUAUAGCUUCUUUUCCCAAUUCUUUAUUGGCGAGGGUUCACAUGUGCUACCGGCAACUGAAGAAGAACAAAAUCAAACCUUUUGACUUGAGUAAAUUGCGUGGAUAUCUGGACCAACCGAUAAUGUCUUGCUUAAGUUCUAUGGAGGCUGAUCCUGUAGUCUGUGGGAUGAAUAAAGAGGAAGAUGAACAGUGGAGUGAGGGUGAGAAUGGCGCUGAGAGGAGCAAGAAGAAACAAGCACAUCUGUUAACAAGAUAUGAAUCUUCAUGUAAAAGACUCAAACUUGAUCCCUUAGGGAAAAGCUUUCCUUCCCUAGUCGAUGCUCAUAAAAAUACUUGUUAUAAUGGAGUUACUAAGCCUGAUGCAAAAAUAGAGUUUCUAUGUCAAGAUAGCGGCAUUAGAGGUUGCUGGUUUAGGUGCACUGUCCUGGAAGUAUCAAGAAAACAGGUUAAACUCCAGUAUGAUGAUAUAGAGGACGAAGAUGGAUAUGGAAACCUUGAGGAAUGGGUGCCGUCUUUGAAAUCUGCUAUGCCUGAUAAGCUUGGUAUGAGGUCGUCCAACCGCCCAACAAUCCGCCCUGCUCCUCCUGAUGCUAAAAUAGCAGACUUUGACCCUACAAUUGGUGAAGCAGUUGAUGCAUGGUGGAAUGAUGGUUGGUGGGAAGGUGUUGUAGUUGCCACUGGCAAACCAAACGCUGACGACUUGCAAAUAUAUAUCCCUGGGGAGAACCUAUGCUUAACAGUGCACAGGAAGGAUGUUCGGAUUUCCAGAGACUGGGUGGGAGACAGCUGGGUUGAUAUUGAUCCUAAACCUGAAAUACUCUCUCUUGUAGCUUCUGAUGCUAGCCCGAAAGCCAGGCUUUCCAUGUCCUCCACUCUUGCAAAUGAUGCCAAGGCAAAGCCCAUUGCAAUGGCAGAUAUUGUUGAGGUGGCAAAACUUAGAGGCGAUAAACUGGACCUUUUAGGAGAACAGAACAAAGAGCAUAAAGAUUAUGGGGCUGUUAAGGAGUGUGAUGAAAGCAGACAAGAGGAUAAAGAGAUUGGAAGUAACCAAACUAAUGCCUAUGUCAACAAUGAAAAGACUGUGCAAGACCACAAGGAGGAUGAUGUUACCGUUAAUGAUGAGAAGGUACGCAAAUCAGAAUCAGACUUCACCCUAACAGACACUACUACCACGCUGGUGACAACGUAACGAUGCUUGCUUGAGGUUUAUAUAAUGUUGGUUACACUGGUACGUGCCACAUCUCUGGAAACUUUGGUGUUUCUUUAUGUAUAUAUAUUGACAUAGUUUGCAGACAAAAAGGAAGUGAUUCUUGGUUUGACUUGGUGGGUGCUGAGGAGAGAAGAGUAGGUAAAGGUUGUAUAGAAAAUUGAAGAGGCAUGAUUUGGUAGGAUUAUUUAGGACUUUGGUUAUUUUAGGUUUAAGCAAUGUUGUUAGGGAAAAAAACACACUUCUGCACUUGAUUUUGCCUUCAUUAGAGUUAUGUAUUUACUGGUCAAGGGUCUUUACGACCAAUAAAGCUUGAAUGUAUCGACUUUCAUGUGAGUAAAUAAACUAUUUAACAAAGAAGUUAUGGAAGA
This is a messenger RNA of Brassica napus (rape), 3032 nucleotides long. RefSeq lists its product as uncharacterized. The record is from RefSeq and is a predicted model, not a curated record. Gene Ontology annotation, molecular function: chromatin binding. The transcript is spliced from 6 exons. The coding region runs from base 688 to 2643 and encodes 651 amino acids. Lineage: Eukaryota; Viridiplantae; Streptophyta; Magnoliopsida; Brassicales; Brassicaceae.